This is a messenger RNA of Coccinella septempunctata (seven-spotted ladybird), 4143 nucleotides long. RefSeq names its product ATP-binding cassette sub-family C member 4-like. Gene Ontology annotation, cellular component: membrane. Lineage: Eukaryota; Metazoa; Arthropoda; Insecta; Coleoptera; Coccinellidae. The record is from RefSeq and is a predicted model, not a curated record. Gene Ontology annotation, biological process: transmembrane transport. Bases 101 to 4051 code for a protein of 1316 amino acids. The transcript has 9 exons. Gene Ontology annotation, molecular function: ATP hydrolysis activity; ATP binding; ABC-type transporter activity.
CAGAAUGGUUAACCGAUAUCUGUAUUGUAGUGUACCUGGUUUGAUUGGCGAAUAGUUAUUUUUUAUGGUGUGAUUGAAGCAAAACGUUAGACUUUUCAAAAUGGACAGGGGAAGCUCAUUCAGGAGACAUCCAUGUCCGAAGCAAAAUGCAGGAUUUUUCUCUCUACUGACUUUUUCGUAUCUCCUAGGUUUCAUAAACAGAGGUCGAAUACGCGAAAUAGAAGAACGCGAUCUUUACGAUGUUAUGGAUACAUUUCAGUCCAAGAAAUUGGGCGAUGAGCUUGAGCGUCAUUGGUAUAGAAAUAGGGUGAAGAGGAAAAAUCCAUCGUUGAUUCGGUCGCUUGUGUCCUGUUAUGGCAAAGUAUUUUUGCUGCUAGCAGUAGCCCAGGCCAUCUCAAAAGUUAUCUAUACAUACACAAUGCCAUGGGCUACUAGCAAUUUCGUGUCUUAUUUCACGCCAGACCAAACUGAGACAACAAGGCAAAUGGCAUUGUAUUACGCUCUUUUCAUGGCAUCCAUCACUUUCUUGAAUGGAUUAUGGCAACAGCAUUUUGUGUUGUGGAAGCUUGAACUCGGUAUCAAAAUGCAAGCAGCCAUCUCAUCCUUGCUGUACAGGAAGGUAUUGUCCUUGAGCCAGUCGAAAGUAUCGGAAAUAUCUACAGGAAGGAUUGUUACAAGUAUGGUCAAGGAUGUGGCGUCGCUCAAUCAGGCCAUUUUGUAUGGAAUCGACUUUGUGUUAGAGUCCUUCCAAGUUUUGUUAGUAUGUUAUUUGCUCUACACAAAAAUGGGGGUCGCUUCCAUUGGUAGUUUGGGCAUUUUGUGUUUUUCAGUGACGUUACAAAUUGCUGCUUCUUUCCUGACAUACGUGAAAAGAAAGGGAUGUAACCAAAAAUCGGAUCAGAGAUUGCAACAAACUCAAGAAAUAUUGAGUUCGAUAAGACUCAUCAAAAUGUACAGAUGGGAAUCGUUCUUUAAGGAAAAGUUGUUGAAGUUACGAAAAGUUGAACUCUCAAACCUGCACGGUGUAUUUGUGUGGAAAAGUAUAUCCAUAAUCGUUGGAAUAGUAUCAGGAAAAUUGGCCCAAGCUUGCCUUUUCGUAUACUACAUUCACCUUGGAUAUAGCAUUAAUGCAGGCAUUAUUUAUUACGUGCAGGAUUUGUUCCAAAAGGUUGGAAAAGCAAUGAUUUUCAUACCCCUCGGUAUACAAGCCAUGGCUGAAUUCAUGGUGAGUUUGAGAAGAGUCGACCACAUUCUCAACUCAGAAGAAAACAACGUAGUGUAUAAAAGCACAAUUCAAAUGCUGAAACCAGAGAUAAAUCUAGCUGGAGUAGAGGUGGAAUUCGGCAAUAAAAAAAUAUUGCAAAAUGUCAAUAUAAAGUUCUCAUCAGGUUUACACCUACUGAUCGGUCCCUCUGGAUGCGGUAAGAGUACCCUACUGAAGGCACUUCUGGAAGAAUUUGACAUUUCUAAAGGCAGACUUAAAGUCCAAGGUACGAUUUCAUACGCCAAUCAAAAUCCAUGGCUGUUUCCAUCAACUCUCAGACAGAAUAUCUUGUUUGGACAAAAAUACGAAGAGAGGAAGUAUAACAAAGUCCUGGAGGUUUGUGGGUUGAAAUACGACUUUAGUAGAUUUGCCAAUGGCGACGAAACUAUCUUGACAGACUGUGGGGCUAAUCUCAGUAGAGGGCAACAAUGCAGGAUCAACUUGGCCAGGGCAAUAUAUAAAGAAAGCGAUAUUUAUCUCCUAGAUGAUUGCUUGGCUUCUCUUGACGUUCAAAUCAAGAGUCAAGUGUUCAAUAAUGCUAUAAAGGAGUAUUUACGCGGUAAAUUAUGCCUUUUAGUUACUCACAGCACCCAUUUCGUCAAUCAGGCGGAUACUGUAACUAUCAUGGGAGACUCAACCGUCAAAUAUUCAGGACACCCAUCUAAAAUUCCCGCAGAAUUGUUCAAAGAGAUAGAGGAAGAGCAAAAUGAUGAUGUUGACGAGACCACUGAUAUUAUUUCUCCUGAAGAAGAAGUAGUCGACGAUAGAGAUGAAGGAAGUGCACUUUUACCUCAGAAAAAGAAGGACAAUAUUUAUGAGGAGAAGAAAAAAACUGGGAAGGUCAAUAUGCAAAGUUACAAGAAUUAUUUCAAGUUUGGGGGUGGAUGCACUAUGUUUAUCGCAUUAAUUGGGCUGCAUAUUAUUUGUGAGGUUUCCAGUGGAGCAGGAGACAAGUUCCUGAGUAAAUGGGUAAACGAACAAAAAGUUAACGUAACAAAUACAACCACGGUCCACAACAUUACCCUUGGAACAACAACCCAGUCCCCUGAGUUUGUGGGUUAUACAACAGAAAGUUUACGAAUUGACACAACGACUUAUUUCGAUACAGAAAUAUCUCAAAACAUAUCCUUCUCCACUGAUUCAUAUUUGGAACAGAAUAUUUCUACGGUAAUGCCAACAUCAGAAGAUAAUUCUUGGUUAGGUGGAAUCGAGCAGUUUAUAAUACAGAUAGAUAUGUUCACUUUGUACGUAGCUGCAAUAAUCUUUUCCACAAUCUUCGUGGUGGUUCGCUGCUUCGUCACUUACUAUUAUACAAUCAAAGUUUCCAAAAAUAUCCACAAAUCUAUGGCCACCAACAUUCUGCAAGGAUGUAUGACAUUUUUCGAUACCAAUUUGAUAGGGAAUGUACUCACCAGAUUUUCGAGGGAUCUUUAUAUGAUGGAUGAAUUGGUACCGUUCAUUUGGCUCGAGGGUUUUAGGCUUUUCUUCCUGCUGCCCUUCGCCGUUCUCUUCAUUGCAUCCGUCAGUUUUACAUUAGCCGUUGCUUCAGCAGUCUUGAGCAUUGCUUUUUACUUCGUUUGUGACUAUUUCCUCUGCACCACGAGAAGCACACAACGGUUGAGCAACUCCACCCUCAGCCCAGUUAUUGGUCAUCUCAAUUCAACACUAGAAGGGCUCAUAAUCAUCAGAGCAUACGGUACACAACACAUUCUGAAGAACGAGUUUGACAGACAUCUAGAUUUGAACAUUUCGGCCAAUCACUUGAGAGAAAUGGCUGCAAGGACUUUAGGAUUCUAUUCGCAUACUUUGGCGACAGGAUUUACGGUUGUUAUAGCAUUAGCACUGCUUUUCUUGGAUCUAGGUGUCUUGGCUGGAGAUGUGGGUCUGGUCCUCACCCAAUCAAACCUGUUGUGCCUCUUCCUAGAAUUUGGUAUUAUGAUGUGGAUGAUGAUGGAAAACAACAUGACGAGCGUCGAAAGGGUACUAGAAUACACGAUACUCCCUCAAGAGAACCAAGGUGGCAGGGAACUCCAACAAUGGCCUUAUGAAGGCAGCGUCAAAUUCCGAAACGUCAGUUUGACCUACAGGAAGAACGGUGAAACUGUACUCCGUAAUCUUAACGUGGAUAUCCUUCCACAAGAAAAAAUUGGAAUAGUUGGUAGAACAGGGGCAGGAAAAUCCUCCAUCAUCGUCACGUUGUUCAAAAUGUACGAUUUUUCUGGAGACAUCAUGAUCGAUGAUGUUAACAUCAAGACGCUAUCGCUGGAGUGCCUCAGGACGCAUCUUUCGAUUAUUCCUCAAGAUCCCGUAAUUUUCAAGGGGACUGUUAGGAGUAACAUCGACCCUAAACAAACUAUAACUGAUGAACAAGUUUGGAAGACGUUAGAAAUAGUAAAUUUAAAGACUUAUUUCAAGAGUUUAGACGAAGAUUUGGCGGAAAAAAAUCUGAGUAUUGGUCAGAAGCAGUUGAUUUGUUUGGCUCGCGCUCUGACAAGGCGUUCUAAAAUCGUGGUACUAGAUGAAGCGACUGCCAACAUGGACGAGAAAAUGGACUCGUUUAUUCAGCAGAAAAUCAGAGAACUCUUCCAGUUUUGCACGGUCAUAACUGUAGCGCACAGGUUACAUACAGUCAAAAAUUGCGAUAGGAUAAUAGUUAUGGACAGGGGAAGAAUAGUAGAAUUCGACACACCGCAAAAUCUACUCAACAACUCUAACGGAUUAUUCUACAAAAUGGUGCAUCAGAAGAAGGAAAAAGUGCAUGAAUCUCAAAGUAAAAAGUUGACUUGAUAAAAAUUUUAAUUAACGAAUGAAAGUUUUGAAAGUUGGAAGUGAACUACAAAAAAAUAAAUAAUAUCUAGUAUGAUAUUAUUUUUAUGAAU